GAAAGUGCACUUCUGGAACAGCUUGUUUGGAAAUAGUGAGGUUCAGGACCUCAUGGUCCCGGGUCAGACCCGACUUGGAGAGACCGCAGGACCUACAAAUUCUAAAGUAGCGUGUCUGCGCACGAGUGUAGUCGGUCUCUGACUAGUGUGUCUGUCACGGCUGCUUUGAUUUAUUUGUCAAACCACUCUUAUCCUCACUCCUAUCUCCCCGGACACCUGAACAGUCUACAGAUGACUUGUUUCUUGGACUCAUUGACUUCUUUGAGCGUUUGACAUGUUUCUCAUGUUUGUGUUUUCUGCAUUCUUCUCUGACACUGUUAUGAUGCGGAGUUUUUUGAAAUAUUGCUUGAGUUUUCCUGGACCAGAAUGAGCUAGACAAGGAGUGGCCCGGGGGCCAUCAGCGGCCUGCUGUCCCUACUCACCCUACAGGUUGUGCUGUGACCCCUCUUAGUCAACCACAAUUUCUUUGUUUGUUCACUGAAAGGAUUCAAAAGCAUUCACUUCACUUUUAAUACAAAACUGGAUUUGCUCCUUUCAAUGUUUCUUGCUAUUCUAUUCAGUUCGUUAUGUGGACAUCUUUUAUGACUGAAGUUCAGUAAUGUUAUUUUCCAGCUGUUUGUCGAGUAAAUACCUGAAUGGUGUAUUUAAACUGCGUGUUUUAUGACAGCGGUUCUAAUGACGGAGAAAACGGCUGUGAAUGCGGACACUACAUUUCCCAUAAUGCCCCGCGCGGAGGAGGAGACGCCGCGCACUAUAAAUCUGUCACAAUCGCAACAUGCUCGACAAUAUUGAUCACAACUUAUCGUCGCCGCUCCGCCUGUCUCGGUUCGACUCCGCCGGGACAGAGUUCGCUGCACCCCGAUGUUUUUAGCUGCGCGCGGCUCGGCUGGCGACCAGUUAGCCGCUGAAGCUAAACAAUAACAACUGCAGGAGAGCCGCUCGGAACCAUGGCCGUGAAGGGGUCCAAGGUGGCGGUGGGCUUCGUCGUGGCGGGGGUCCUGGCCGUGUUCUUCGGGCUCGUGCUGACCUUCGUGGGUCCGAUCAUCAUCGAUGACCAGAUCGUGAAGAACACCAUCAUCGACCCCAACAACGAGCUGACCUACACCAUGUGGAAGGACAUCCCCGUCCCCUUCUUCAUGUCCGUCUACUUCUUCAACAUCCUGAACCCGCAGGAGUUCCUGAACGGACAGAAGCCGAUGGUGGAGCAGCGCGGCCCCUACGUCUACAGGAAGCGCUGUCAGAAGGACAACAUCACCUUCCACCCCAACGACACGGUGUCGUACCGCGAGUACCGCCAGUACUUCUUCGAGCCCGACAUGUCCGCCGGGAAUGAGUCGGACAUAGUGACCAUCCCCAACAUGCUGGUGCUGGGCGCCGCUGUGAUGAUGGAGAAGCUACCGUACCCCAUGAGGCUGAUGGUCAGCGCCACCUUCAAGUCCUUCAAAGAGGGGCCCUUCCUGACCAAGACGGUGGGGGAGCUGAUGUGGGGCUACGACAGCGGCCUGGUGGACUUCCUCAAUAAAUACUUUCCCGGCAUGCUGCCCUCCACCGGGAAGUUCGGACUCUUCGCAGAGUUCAACAACUCCAACACUGGCCUGUUCACCACCUUCACCGGGCAGGACGACAUCAGCAAAGUCCACCGUGUGGACUCCUGGAAUGGCCUGACGGAGCUGAGCUACUGGAGGACGCUGCAGGCCAACAUGAUCAACGGCACCGCUGGGCAGAUGUGGCCCCCCUUCAUGACCAAGGAGUCCACGCUGCCCUUCUACAGCCCCGACGCCUGCAGGUCACUGGAGCUGGUCUACCAGCGGCCGGGCACGGUGAAGGGGAUCCCUCUGUACCGGUACGUGGCGCCCAAGACCAUGUUCGCCAACGGCACCGACUACGCCCCCAACGAGGGCUUCUGCCCCUGCAGGCAGUCUGGACUGUUGAACGUCAGCAGCUGCAGGAGCAAGUCUCCUGUCUUCAUCUCCCACCCCCACUUCUUCAACGCCGACCCGGUGCUGCUGGACUACGUGGAGGGUUUGAAUCCCACUGAGGACGAGCAUGGCCUCUUCAUCGACAUCCACCCGCAAACGGGCGUCCCACUCAACGUCUCCAUCCGCUUGCAGCUGAACCUCUACGUGAAGGAAGUGAGAGGAUUUAUGGAGACCGGCAAGAUCUCCGAAGUGGUGAUGCCCAUGAUCUGGUUUGAGGAGAGAGGGAACAUUGAUGGGCCGAUCGUCGACACCUUCUACACUAACCUGGUGGUUCUUCCUGCCGUCAUGGAGUAUAUGCAGUACGGCUUCAUCGCCCUCGGCACCCUCACUGUCAUCAUCGCUGCUCUGGUGCACCGUCGACUCAAGAUGAAUCUGCCAGAACAUUAUGACCUCCUGAAUGGAACAAGUGCUGGACGAUGGUCAUAAUGUUUUGGCUUACUUGAGCUCCAGCUAGGUGCUAGUGGUGAGGACAGAGGUGUCUUCGCCCUGCAGUAACCCCUAGCGGGAGCUGGUGGAACUGCACUGCUCUGGAGUCGGUGUCCUCAACAAUGAACAAGGAUGAUGGUUUGGUACUGAGGCUGUGUGUG
Messenger RNA from Synchiropus splendidus (mandarinfish), 2566 nucleotides. RefSeq names its product scavenger receptor class B, member 1 (gene scarb1). The transcript is spliced from 12 exons. The record is from RefSeq and is a predicted model, not a curated record. Gene Ontology annotation, cellular component: cytoplasm; caveola. Gene Ontology annotation, biological process: cholesterol efflux; recognition of apoptotic cell; plasma lipoprotein particle clearance. Gene Ontology annotation, molecular function: lipid binding; low-density lipoprotein particle binding; scavenger receptor activity. Lineage: Eukaryota; Metazoa; Chordata; Actinopteri; Syngnathiformes; Callionymidae. The coding region runs from base 948 to 2405 and encodes 485 amino acids.